ACCUUCAAGGAAAAACUUGAAAUUUAUUCCACGCACCCAAAGCGCAUGAUACCUAAUCCAAACCCGGUCCAAAGUUCCAUCCUGACCCUAGGCACCGGUAAUUGUCAUUUGUGAUAAUGGCUUCCCACUGGGAGGAAUUUUACGCCACACACUUGCCUCCCACAGACUUCGAAGACAAUCGAAUCCUCCUCAAAGAGUUCUGCGCCCGCCACAACACCGCCUGCGAACGAAUCGUCCUAAUCACAUCAGGGGGCACAACGGUCCCCCUCGAACACAACACCGUGCGGUUCGUCGACAACUUCAGCGCGGGAACCCGAGGAGCCGCGUCCGCCGAAUACUUCCUAGAGCACGGUUACGUCGUCAUUUUCAUGCACAGACUCAAAUCCUUGGAACCCUUCACCCGCCAAUUCAGCGGCCAAAAAUUCAUGGACAUGUUGGAACUGCACGAACAAGGGCCUAACACUGCCAUCACAGUGAAACCAGAUAGUGUGGAUGUUCUGGCGCCGGUGUUAGCCAGUUACAAAAACGUACAAGAAGGUGGAAGGAUUCUAUAUGUGACGUUUACGACUGUGUCGGAUUAUUUCUGGCUGCUGAGGGCGGCUUGUGAGUGUCUGGCGGUGUUUGAGACGAGGGCGUUGUUGUUCCUGGCGGCCGCCGUUUCAGAUUUUUAUGUUCCGUCGAAUGAAAUGCCAACGCAUAAGAUUCAAUCAGGGGCGGGGGCUCCUACCAUCCAGUUACAGUUAGUGCCAAAGAUGCUGGCGCCUUUAGUUAAUUUGUGGGUGCCUCAUGCUUUCGUAGUUUCUUUUAAAUUGGAAACUGAUGAGAGUAUUCUCAUCGUGAAAGCGAGGGACUCGUUAAAUAAGUAUAAGCAUAAGUUAGUAAUUGGCAAUAUGCUUCAAACAAGACGACAAAAAGUAGUUUUCGUGACAAAAGACAGCAGCUACGAAGUGUCUCUAACCCGAGAACAAAUGCUCAACGGAAUGGAAAUCGAAGAUCCCAUUGUAUCGAACGUCAUAGCCAGUCAUUCUGAAUUCCUUAAAACACACCAGUAUUAGACGAUGGAUGGGCUCAAUGGUAGGUGUUUAGGUAUGGGUCAUAUAUAAUCAAUGCAUCAGGGUAACUAUAACCAACAAUCGUUAGAAAAUAAAAAAAAACUAUGGGAGAGUUGUCAAUGUGUUGUGUUCAUUUAUUUAAAUUAUUAAAAUGUUAAUGUGAUAGAGAUUCGUUUGUACUCCAACACAUAGACAAGCCUCGUCGACCAUUUUUACAUAUCUUUUGCCUAAUACCUGGUAAUUUCUGGGUUUCGUUGACUGAAACAAUUAGACAAUUUUUUGAUAGUGUGGACCACGAUAUAAUUGGCACAGGGUGAGGUUUUUUCAUUUAGUAAUAGUAAAACGCAGCGUAGCUGGAGAUACAUGAACGUAACAAUUUAAAGCAGAGGGAACAAAAA
Molecule: messenger RNA, 1450 nt
Organism: Zophobas morio
Lineage: Eukaryota; Metazoa; Arthropoda; Insecta; Coleoptera; Tenebrionidae
Gene: Ppcs
Product: Phosphopantothenoylcysteine synthetase
Exons: 5
Coding region: 117-1055 (312 amino acids)
Biological process (GO): coenzyme A biosynthetic process
Cellular component (GO): nucleus; cytoplasm
Molecular function (GO): phosphopantothenate--cysteine ligase activity
Source: RefSeq, a predicted model, not a curated record